This is a messenger RNA of Cladocopium goreaui, 9270 nucleotides long. The record is from the annotation of a GenBank genome assembly. NCBI's taxonomy places the organism in Eukaryota, Dinophyceae, Suessiales, Symbiodiniaceae.
AUGGGCAAGCACGAAGGUGACGCGUCUCAUGUUUCUGCCCCGGGUGCCACUGGUGGUGGUGAAAUCGACCCGGCAAUUCAAGAGUGCCUCGAACAGGUCCGCGCUCGCGUAGCUCAGGUGGUUGUAGGACAAGAUGUCGUCGUCGAGCGACUCUUGAUCGCACUGCUCACCAGCGGGCAUGUCUUGCUCCAAGGGGUACCAGGGUUGGCUAAAACCCUGUUGGUAUCGGCGCUGGCGCGUACGAUCGACUUGGAAUUCAAACGCAUUCAAUUCACCGUCGACCUGUUGCCGUCUGACAUCGUCGGCUCGGAGAUUCUGGAUCAACGUACGAACGAGUUCCGCACGUAUCAGGGUCCAAUCUUCACGAAUCUAUUGCUGGCCGAUGAAAUCAACCGUGCGGCCCCCAAGGUUCAAAGCGCCCUGCUGGAAGCGAUGCAGGAACGCAAAGUCACCAUUGGCAACGCAACCUAUAGCUUGCCGGCCCCGUUCUUGGUGAUUGCGACUCAAAACCCGGUGGAGCAGAGCGGUACUUUCGAACUUCCCGAGGCGCAACUUGAUCGUUUCAUGCUGUGCCAUCGGCUCGAUUACCCGGCACUGGAUGAAGAGAAAGAAGUGCUGCGUCGCAAUGCCUUGCUCGGUAUUCGUCGCGAAGGGCGAGGAGCGGUGGCUCGGAACGAGUUUGACAUCGUUGAACAGGCCCCGGUGGCCGACAUGGAGAAGCUCAUCGCGGCGAUGGAAGCCGUACAUGAGAUCCACGUCAGCGAGGCCUUCAUCGACCACGUCGUAGCACUGAUCGACCGGACGAGAAACCACCCCCAGAUCGAAUUGGGCUGCAGUCCCCGAGCAGGCAUCGCUCUCAUUAAGGCCGCGCGAGCCAGAGCGUUAAUUCAUGGACGUGGAUACGUGAUUCCUGAAGAUCUGUUCGCGUUGGCCGAAGACACCAUGUUGCAUCGUAUGCGUUUGACCUACGAAGCACUGGCCGAAGGGAUCACCGGACAACAGAUGCUGCGGUGGCUGUUGAACGACUUCGGAGGCGUACGGCGCGGUGGGAACGGAGUCUUGCACGGCGAUCUGGCCCAGAAUGUGCUCAACUCCCGGCAGUUCUACAUUGCCGUGAAGCGGCUAGCCGACAGCCUGGGCUAUGGCACCGAUCGUUCCGCGAUGCUCGGCUCUGGCAUCGAAUUCGUGCAGUCGCGACUUUACCAGCCUGGCGAUCCGAUUCGGGCGAUUGAUUGGCGGGUGACCGCGCGAACCAAAAAGGUGCACGUCAAAGAGUACGAGGCUCCACGGCGAAUGCCGGUCUACAUCCUGGUCGAUACUUCGGCCUCGAUGAUGGUUCGCUCGACCCAGCAGAGCAAAUACGAACUCGCCGUGUUCAUGGCCGGCGGCAUCGCACUGGCCUGCUUGGACCGAAUUAGCCCCGUCGGUUUGUUAGCCAUCGGCAGUCGCGGUCUGCAUGUUCGGCCCAGCCUUUCGCGUGAUGAAACCCUGCGGUGGUUGUUCCAAUUGCGGCGGUACGAUUAUCACGAGGACACCCGGCUUUCUUCGCGGAUCACCGAACUCGAUCCAGAACUCUCGCAGCGGACGUUGAUCAUCGUGCUCAGCGAUCUGCACGACCGGGAAGCCGUGCCCCGACUCAAGCAGUUGGCCCACCGGCACGAUUGUGUGGUGCUGCAAUUGCACGAUCCGGCCGAAGCCGACUUGGCCGGGGCUGGAUUCAUUCAUGCCCGCGAGGCCGAAACCGGCCGCGAAACCCUCCUCCGCGGGCGGCAACGGUGGCACGACAAAGAAGACGUGGCCUCUGAUCUAAAACGGGCGGCGAUCGACCACCUGAUGAUCAACACGACCGCAGAAGAGCCCGCCCAGCCUGUUGAAUCUUCACCGGUUGGGGUUGCCGUACGAUUGGAACAGAUCGUGCUACCCGGGAGUGAGUUGGAAGCCGUUCCCCAGGAGGAUCGGACCCCGCUAGUGCUGCGAGUCGUGGAUGUCUACCCGCAUGGUAGCGAUGUGCGUUACGACCUGGAGUUUUAUGGACUCGAACCAGGCACCUACGACCUUCGCGAUUUCCUGCGGCGUAAAGAUGGUUCGCAAACGGAAGGGCUCCCGUCGCUACAAGUCGAGAUCGUUUCCCAGUUACCCGAGGGGCAAAUCUUGCCUCAUGGACUGGAACACGCCGAUGCGCCCCGCGUCGGCGGCUACCGGUUGUGGCUGAUUAUCGGAGGCAUUCUCUGGGCGUUCGGACUAGCGGCCAUCCUACUCGUCGGUCGUCGUCGGCAGAUUACUGAAGUCGCGGAACACGAGGAACCGGUUUCGGUGGUCGAUCGACUGCGUCCACUGUUGAAUCAGGCGGUGCAAGGCCAGCUCACUUCUCAGCAACAGGCCGAAUUGGAGCGUUUGCUGCUGGACUACUGGCGACACCGGCUGCAGCUCGACGAUUCUGAUCCCGUUGAGGCGGUGUCCACGAUUCGACAACACCCCGAGGCGGGCGAGCUAUUGCGAACCGUCGAACGCUGGCUGCACAGCCCGCAGGGUGCAGGUGAAAUUGACAUCGCCACGGUCCUAGCGCCAUAUCGCGAAUUGUCCGAGAGCCAACGUUCGGCCAUGUACGUACCUGUCGAUCACGCAGAAACCUCGGGUAACCGCUGGCUGGCGCUGUUGCUUAGAGUUGCGGAGUCGUUACCGGCACUGCUGUUGGCGGUGGUGAUUGUGAUUUUGGCCGUGCCUCAACAGCAUGGGGCCCCUACGAGCCGCCGCGUGAUGACGAAUAUCGAAUUCUGCCUCGAUGUUUCGGGCAGUAUGACGGCCGAGUUUGGCGAUGGCACGCGGUACGAUGCGGCCAUGCAGGCGAUCAACGAAUUUCUAGAUUAUCGCCAGGGCGAUGCCUUCGGACUGACGUUCUUCGGCAAUAGCGUGCUGCAUUGGGUUCCGCUGACCAGCGACCCCUCUGCCAUUCGUUGCAGUCCUCCGUUCAUGCGGCCCGAGAUGAUUCCCGGCUGGUUCGGCGGCACCGAAAUCGGCAAAGCCUUGAUGGCCUGCCAGAAAGUGCUGCGUGAGCGCGAAGAAGGCGAUCGCAUGAUCUUACUGGUCUCCGACGGCUACAGUUUCGAUCUAAGCUCAGACAACGAUAUCGCGCUGGCAGAGAAAUUAGCUGCCGAUGGAAUCGUGGUCUACGCCGUUCAUAUUGGUGGCGGGAAUCCUCCGGAUGAAAUUGCCAACAUCACCGGUUUGACCGGCGGAGACGUGUUCGAAGCGGGUGACAUGGCGGGCAUCAGCGCGGUGUUCCGACAUAUCGAUCAACUGCAGGAUACACGCAUCGAGCGAACCGUACACGCCGUGGUAGCCGAAGCCGUAGCAGCGAUCGUCGUCAUCGUGGCCCUGGGUGCCGAGGCACUCCAUCGCCGGCGAGUCGAACGAUUUGCGCGGCUGGCCUUUGGCCCCUCUGGAAAGCCGAACACCUGGGCUCGAAUGGCCCCGAUCCUUCGGGCGCUCAGCCUGGGAGCCGUGGCCUGGGGAUUGGUGACGUUGAUGCUGCUUCUCCCUAAGACUCAUCGUGGGGAGACCCUGGACAAGAACGAACUGCGACAUCUGUUGUUGGUAUUAGAUGUUUCGCCAAGUAUGCGGCUAGAAGACGCCGGCCCGAGUGGCACCCAGUCGCGGCUCAAUCGUGUGUCGGACCUCAUGGGCUCGUUCUUCGAGCGGGCACGCGAGCCGAUGAAGAUCAGCAUCGUGGCCGUGUACAACGGUGCAAAGCCAGUCGUACAAGAGACGCUUGAUAUGGAGGUGGUGCGGAACGUGCUCGACGAUUUGCCGAUGCACUACGCCUUCCAAGUCGGUGAAACCAAGCUCUUCGACGGACUGGAAGAAGCAGCCAACAUGUCGCAAGCAUGGAAACCUCGUGAUGCGACGUUGAUUCUACUCAGCGACGGCGACACGGUGCCCGCAACCGGCAUGCCGAAAUUGCCAGCUUCAAUCUCGCACGUGGUGGUUGUGGGAGUGGGCGAUUCACGCAAGGGAGGCUUUGUCGACGGCCGACACUCACGCCAAGACGUGUCCACCUUACGUCAAGUUGCGGCCCGAUUGGGUGGUCGGUACCACAAUGGAAACGAACACCAGAUUCCCACUGAUAUGCUUCGUACCGUUACGCAGCGCACCGAGGCCAGCGCGAUUGAUCGAUUGAGCCGCCGAGAAUAUGCACUUCUGAGUUGUGCCGUGGGCGCCGCAGUACUGGCAUUGCUGCCGUGGCUGCUCAGUCGCUUCGGCACCGCUUGGAGGCCGGGCCCCGAGGCCGACAUGCGUGGUUCAUUACUUUGCCUGUGGCUGCUCUUUCCCGCGGCCGUCUUGGCCUACCACUAUGGACCGGGGCAGGAACAACUGGUCACCGACGAUGCCGGUUUUCAUCUCCGCCAGGCACAAGCACGGGUAGAUGAAGAAAACUGGUCGCGUGCGAUCGAGCAAUACACCCUCGCAAUCGAACUGCUGCCAGAAACCGAAACCGACGCCAUCCGCCAAGCCCGUCUCGAGCGAAGUAAGGCGCAAAUGCUUUGCGGUCAGUUGCCGGCUGCAUACGAUGACCUCACGUUGCUGGUCGAAGAGUUGGAAAACGACUCUCAGACCCCAGCCGAAUUUGAAGAUCAAGCUCGCCUGGCACUGGCGAAUGCCCAGUAUUACCUCACCUGGCUCAUGCGAUUGGAAGGCCAACCGCGGGAUGCGUGGGAACCACAGAUUGAAGCCGCUCGACAGAACUAUCGCCGCUUGGCUGAACAGCCCGACGACAGCGUGGCGGAAUCAACUCAGGCCCGCGAAGAAGAUUUAGAAGCCGCCAUUCGUUUGGCCCGACUCGACUUGUCAGAACUUCAGGCACUUGCCAUGCCCAGUCAAUGCAAGGGCUGCAAGAGUGGCGAUUGCAAAUGCAAAGGGAAGUGUAAGUCGAAGAAGAAGGGCAAAGGCAAGAACGAGGGCGAAGAUGCACGUGGAGCCAGUUCCGGGCCACCGCCCGAUGGAAGAGGUUCUAACGCAACUCUUGGGAACAGAUCGAUGGCAACUCUCUUUCGCGGCGCGGUUUUCCUAUUCCUCGCGCUGAGCACUUCGCUGACCUACGCCCAGGUGUCAGCUGGUGGGGCCCAUAUCACUCUCUCACCAGCCGUAAGAGCACAGUUGGCCGCACAGAGCGGCGUUGCAAAUGCUGACUCAUCCACCGACCCCGCGGCAACUCAAAGUGAAACGGCUGCCGCGGGUAAGGACGACGCCGAUCCUGAGUUAACCGCGAAGCGAACCGAGAAGAUUAACGCCCUGCAGUUCGAUCGACGCCCCUCGGUUAUUCUCAAGACGUGGAACGAGCCCCCGCCGGAAGCCCCGAAGCAGUAUUCUGAUACGACGGAAGAAGCCGAAAAGAACCCAGCGAAGCAGGACGAAGAAAAACAAGCCGCAGAAAAGGCCGGAGCAGGCGAGGCGGAAGAUAAACCCGCCGAUGAUGCUGAAGAAUCUGCGGAAGGCGAGGCCACAGAAGAAGAGACAACAGACUCUUCGGAGGAAGAUGCCAACCCGGAAGAAGAAACCGAGGAAGCCGAAGGCGAGGAAGAGACGGCCGAUGCCAAAGAUGAGUCGGAUGCGGGGAAGGCCGCCAAGGAUGCUCAAGAGAAAGAGGCCGAGAAGCAGAAAAAGCUGAAGGAGAAUCUCGAGCAAUUCGACUACGAGCUGAAGCUUCUUACCCGCAACGUGACGUUGGGCAACUGGUCGGAAGUAGAAGCUUACCUUGCGUCGUUGAAAGACUCGGAAUCGAAGCUCAUCUACGAUCGCUUACUCGACAAUCUUCGCACCGACCCCAACCCCGAGGCUCAGGCCAACCCGGGCAUGUUGCAGCAGUUGAUCCUCAACGGGGCGGACGCGGCCGCCAUACAGCAAGCCCUUUCGGCUUCCGGCGCGGGUGCCGGCGCCGCCUACGCCGAGAAGCACUUGAUGGCGAUGGACGACAUUGUGGGGCUCCUCUUGGCCAGCCCUUAUGAGUUGGACGAUGCAGCGUUCCAGAAGUUGGGCACCAUCGUCCGUCUGGCUAUUCACACGGGGCACGAUCCCCAGUUGCUGCUCGAACGGUUAACCACUCUCGCAAGCGAGGGUGAAGACCCGCAAAUUACGCAACGGGAAAUCGCCCGUUUGUUGUAUGCCGGCGGGCAACGACAACGCAUCGGUGACUUUCUGCCAACAUUAGACGAAGCCCGUGAGAGCCACGACGCUCAAGCUCUGAACCUGUUGGCCGAUCACUUCUUGGCCCUCCACGGUAAAGACAAGAAACCCGCAUUGCUGGAGCAGGCAUGGCAAGCCACCCAGGGUGUGCUGGAGAUCGACGAGGCGGAUAUCGAGACCGCCGAGGUGGAGCCUGACGAUUCAGCCGCAGAGGAAUCAACCGAGACGGAGAAUUCGCCGUCGAACGAACAGGUCGAUUCGGCGGAGGAGGCAGAAGGAGAAGAGGGCGACGCCAAGAAGUCACCCCAGGAGCAGCUUGAAGCGGAACAGAAGAAGGCCCUGCAACGUGCAGUGCGACUAGCCCCGCGAUUGCCAGAGGAACUGGGGGCCGCAUGGCUUGAAAACACCUUCACUCAAAAGGUUGAGCGAGGGCAAGAUAUCCUGGCUGCCAUUGGCGAUGUGGUGACCAAGAACCUGCAGUCGCACCCUUACGACGCAGACUUCCGUUUGAAGAGCUUGGAACUUCAGCACUCGGCCGCCGAUGCACUUCUGCGUGGAUCGGCUGAACAUGCCGCCCAAUGGUCGGACGUUAUGACGUUGCUAGCCGUGGCUUGGUUGAAAGAGGCUGAAGCCAGCUACCGACUCACGCGGGAUUCAUACCAGCGUCCUGGCUGGCAGCGCGACCGGUAUGGCAAUUAUUUCUACGUCGACGAUCCAAAUGAAGCCAUGAUGUAUGUCGAUGGCUCACGAUUGCAGGCGGUAAAGCUCGACAAGCUGUUGGAUGUUGCCCCCAGUGAGGAAUGGUUGGCCCUGGUUGAAAAGGGCUUACUCCCGCAGUUCUCAAUCAUGCUGGCCCGCUUGCACCUGAAGGCCGGCAGCGAGGACGACGCAUUCCCCAUCAUCGAACAGUUGGCCGCCACCCAUGGUGAACAGGCGCAUGAGCUGGCCGAAGAAUUCAUCAGGGUGUGGACUUCGAACCACAACCCGAAUCAGGCGAACGAUCGAAGUCCAUACUUGUACUACUACGGAUAUGAACAGCGAGCGAGCCGUAUCCCACUAACCCGAUCGAAGCAGCAGCGCAAUCUCGAAGAGCUGUCUGAGUUGGUCGCCAAGCUUCGAACGCUUCCCAUCGAGAGCAUCGACGAGCGCCUGCUUACCCGGGCAUUCACCACCGCACACAGCAAUGCAGAGGUCUACCAAAUCGAGGAGAUCGAAAACGUAUUCGGUGCGAUGGACCAAUUAGAACCUCGUACGAUCGCCGAACUGAUCCAACAGAUGCGGGGCAACCUGGCCACCGUGUGGCAAAUGCCCGACGUACAAAAAGAAAACAGCACUAACCGGAAGCAGCGCGACAUUCAGCUCGAAGUGCUCCGGGGCUAUCGCACCGCGAAGGCCGUGUUGACCAAGGCCCUGGAAGAGUAUCCCGACAACUGGGCAUUAAUGUUGGCAGAAGCUGCCGUGCUGCAUGACGAGAACGAGUACCACCAGCAAUUGGAAGACAGCAGUGAUUUCGUUCCCCGACGCAAUGAGGCACUGGCACGGUUCCGUGAAGCAGCCGAAGCCUAUGUGAAGGCCGCCGCGGAACUGCCCGAGGACAAACAUUCACAGCUUCCUUUCGAGCAGUGGUUCUACGCCAGCCUGGGAGCCGUCGACCUGGAACGGAUCAAAGCCGAGCACGUGACGGACCUGAAACAGCCGCCGCUCAUUCGCGAAGUGAUGCUGCAACUGCCGGGCGAAACCGCCGAGCAACACUUGUCUCAGUUCGCAAACAAUCUGUUUUCCAACGUAAGUAAUGCAAAACCUGAACUGAAGUUUCGUUAUCUCCGCAACGGAUUCGAAAUAGCCGGCGACCACCCCCUGGCCCGAGAAGCUAGAAAGCUGCUGGAGUAUUACGAAGAUCUGGUGACAGAAAUCAAGCUUCAGACGGUCGUCGAUGGCUCGACCGAUGUCGGCCACGAUCAGCCGUUUGGUGUGUUCGUCAAUUUGGUUCACACGAAAGAAAUCGAACGCGAGGCGGGCGGCUUCGGCAAGUACCUGCAGAACCAGAAUCAAGGCGGCUAUUACUACUACAACUUCGGUCGCCCGCUGGAAGACUAUCGCGAUAAGUUUCAGGCCACCGUCAAUCAAGCACUGGGCGAACACUUCGACGUGCUCUCUGUCACCUUUCAAGAUCCCAAGGUCAAUUCCAAGGCCAUGCCUCAGCCCGGGUGGAGAACCACUCCGUAUGCCUACCUUCUUCUGAAGGCCAAAGGUCCCGAGGUUGACACCAUUGCCCCCGUGCGGAUCGACUUCGAUUUCCUCGAUACCUCAGGCUACGCCGUGCUGCCGGUCGAGUCGCCAGCGAUCCCCAUCGAUGCCAGCGGCGAGACAGCUCCCACACGGCCGGUGGAGAAACUGGAGAUCGUACAAACGCUCGACGAACGCCAAGCAGACGAGGGCAAGCUGCUGUUGGAAAUCCGCGUCAAAGCCAGAGGGCUGGUGCCCGCGUUGGAGGAACUCGUCGAUCUCUCACCCGAGGGGUUUGAGGUCGUCAACAUCGAAGACGGUGGUGUUUCCAUCAACCAGUUUGACGAUGAGGCUGACGACAACGCGGUUAGUUCGGAACGGCUGUGGACCGUUACGCUGAACGCAAAUACGACGGCCGACCAGAUGCCAACGAAAUUCCAGUUCGCCACGCCCCUCGCCGACACCGAGGAACUGAUUUAUCAGCGGUACGAUGACGCCGACCUGGUGACCGUCGAGCCUGAAAUCGACCUGCUCGGCAGUUACGCUGAAGCCGACUACCGUUGGGUAUUCGCCGUUGUCUUGGGUUUGGGGCUUCUGGUUGCCCUCGGCCUGGCCGUGCGUUCCAUGCGGCGGCCUGUAGCGGUGCCGAAGUCUCAGAGCUAUCAGCUUCCCGAUCCGCUAACUCCGUUCACCGUGCUCACGAUGCUGGAAGACAUCGAACACAACAACGGGCUUUCAACGGUCGAGAAGCAGGAACUGCAGACCUGCAUCCGAGAACUGGAGCACACCUAUUUCGCCAAAGAACACGAAGCCAACACCAACCUAGAAUCCAUCGCCGACUACUGGGCUGCCCGGGCGAACUAG